AUGGCAAUGUGGAUUAAAGUGAUUUUAAUCGCCGUCCUGGCGAUUGCUGGUCUCUGUGCUGACGGAGCCGAUCGUGAAAUGAUGCGCAACGCUAUGGAACAUUUGCUUCAAAUCAGACCGCCCGCUUCCGUCCCGUCCGGACGUAGCAAACGGCAAGACUACGGCGAUUCCGAAUCGUCCACCUCUUCACCUCACCUUUACAUGAUGGAACUCUACAAGAAAUAUUUAACAUCCGAUUCGAUGAAGACCAGGAGUAACACCAUCCGGAGUAUCAUCCCUUCCAGAGGUCAAGUUGGAGGCGAAGAAAUGCUGCUGUUUAAUCUGAACGGAUUGACCCGCAGCGAAGAGAUCGGCUCGGUCGAGUUGCAUUUCUACAAGCGACGAGCUGUCGGCCGGAAGAAGAUGAACAGUAAAGCGCAUCACCAUCAUCACUUACAGGGUUUCUCCCUGGAUCCAUCGGUCGUCGGAUCGCCAUCUACGACGUCAGCGAGGCCGUCCAUUCAGUUUCUCGUCAACAGUCUGCCAGCUGCCGCCAACAACUCGCCUUCACCUUCCAGGGUGUCCAAACGCUCGUCUGGCCUCUACGAGAAUCUAUCGAUCGACUCUGUUCUCCGAAUGGAUCCGUCGCCCUUCCUGGUGGUCUUCUCCAACGAGCGUUCCAACGCCACUCUAGAAGAAACGGGUCUGGUGUCUGAGCGCGAUCUGAACGCUUUGCCUGACCAGGAUGUCCAGCAGGCGACAACGUGGGACGCCAGUCAGGCUCGUCAGCGUCGCUCCAUCGACGAUAACGAACUGCCUGAAGCUGACCAUUACCUGAACAGCAACGUCAUCCCUCAAACGAGCCCGGGAAUGUUGCAAGCUCGCUCAUCAUCGUCGCGUCAGACGGCCGGCGGGCCAGGUAGUCGCAAGAUAAGUGGCGAGGCCGGCGGCAGUUCGAGUAGUAGCAGUAGUAGUAGUAGUAGUAGUAAGAGCACUCUACCUUAUCCAAAGUCUCAUUCAUCGCGAGUGGCUGGUGCCACCUUGGCUUGGCCGGAAGAUAAGAGGAAAAGGACGGCCGCUAGUUCCAGCAACAACCGCAAGGGAAAGCGACGUAACCGCAAGCUGCCAGAAACUUGGCAUUACAAUCAACAGCAACACGUCAACGAUGCCCGACUGGAUGUGCCGGAAGAUGCGGGCCGUUCGCUUUGCCAACGGAGGAAAUUGACGGUGGACUUUAACGAAAUCGGUUGGGGCGAAUGGAUCAUUUCGCCAAAGACAUUCGAGGCCCAGUACUGCGCCGGACGGUGUCCUUUCCCGCUGACUAAGGAGUUGAAUCCAACGAAUCACGCUACGAUUCAGAGUAUCGUGCACGCCAUCGGCGGCCAUCCGGAAGUACCUGCUCCGUGUUGUGUGCCGGACGUUCUCUCGUCGCUGACGCUGCUCUAUUUCGACGACAAUCGCAACGUCGUUCUUCAAAAACUAUCCCAGCAUGACGGCCGAAAGCUGCGCAUGUCGGUGAAUUUGGAAAAGUCGGUUCUCCCGAUUGUAGAGCGCACGAACCAGUAGACCAUCAUCUUAAAAAUUAAUAGCAAGCCCCACAUUCCCCACUCCGUUCAUCCUUCAAAAGCCGCCAUCCAGCAGCCAUUGUUGUACAGAGAGAGAGAGACAAUCCAGUGAAAAUCAAUUCAUCGUUUAUUUCAUCCGCAUUGAAAUUUGCUUGUAUCGUUCGACGUGCUAUAUUAAGUUCUUUUUGCCCCGAUUUUUUUGUUGCUGAAGUAUAAUAAUUAAUCGUAAUUCAUUAAUAACAACCAAUUAAUAAUAAACUACAUUUUGGUCAAAAUUAACAGAUUGUAAAACUCGAGGGUAUCAAUUCCGUUACGGGUGUGGAAUUACUAAAUUCUUUGAAUGCCAACUUGGCGUAUCCGCUACAUUUAGAACACAAAUGUUUCGAUUUUGAUUAGAAUUUAUAAAAACUAAACUUAAAAAAGCAAAGAAGAACUGUCGUUUAAUGAAUGUCCUGUUUCAGACGCGACGACGUUAUUAUAAUGCAAGGCGAUCCGUAUUGACCUUGUUAUUCAAAUACAGCAGUCCCGCUUGCACGUUUUCCCAUUUCACGACAUGCUGGAAAUCGAUUUGGUUUUGCACGAAAUCCGUUUGCUGCUGAACGAAUUUGAAAAAAACAAAAAAUAUUUUUAUUGAACGGACUGAUAUAAAAUGAACAAAAAAAUAAAAUAAAAGAAGAAAAGCUAAACUAAUUCCAUUUGUUGUUCGUGUGGUGUGUGUGUGUGUGUGUGUUGUUUGUUGUAAUCACCGUUUUUCGUCUAUGUGGCCAAACUGGUGCGCUCGAGGGAUUUCUGUUUCCUUGUUGAUUCAUUUUCUUUUUUCUUUUCUCCCAUCAUAUUAUUAUAGUAUACCAUCGCCAUCUUCUCUAUUAUAUACUCUAUUCUAUAAUAUAGCAACAAUGUUAUUGGACGUGUUCUUUUCUUUCCAUCUUUCUUUUAUUUUUCGCCUCUUCUUCUUGUUUAUGUUUCUCGUAACGGGCUGUUCCAUGAUUGCAGUUGGCAGCCGUGUGCGAUGGUAUGUCCUAGUCAUCAUAUUUCCUCGUGUUUUUCUUUUUUUUUUUUUUCCCAUUUUGCCCUGAUUUCAUUCCUUCAAUUUCUUCUGCCACGACCGUCUUUGACUCUCUUCUUUUUUUUCCCUCCAAGUUUAUUAUUAUUAUCUCUGUCUGCUGUCUCGUGUUUCUCUCUCCUUUUUCUUUUUCGCUUAGAAUUCUCGACAACAACAAAAAUAUUAAGCCAUGUUCUCCUCUUUUCGUUUUGAAAACAAAAAUUCGAAUUUUAAUCAUAUGUUCUAACGAUUUAUUCACAUCCGGCGUUUGUUUUUUUUCUCGUCUUUUAAUAUUUUUGUCUACCCAUUUUUUUAAAAAUUUUUUGUUCCAUCGCCCCUUGCAUCACUCACUGUAUUACAAUAAAAACUCUCACUCGUCCCUCACACACACACAUAUACGUUAUUCCUUUAAAAAAAAAAAAACAUUCUCUCUGGAACGUCUUAACGAACUCAUUUUGUAUACACGAAAAAAGAAAAAAAUUAUGUAGAAAAAGAAAUGAAUUGUUGUUGUUCAGCUCCCGAA
Messenger RNA from Daphnia magna, 3109 nucleotides. RefSeq names its product bone morphogenetic protein 3. Lineage: Eukaryota; Metazoa; Arthropoda; Branchiopoda; Diplostraca; Daphniidae. The transcript has 5 exons. The coding region runs from base 1 to 1545 and encodes 514 amino acids. Gene Ontology annotation, molecular function: growth factor activity; cytokine activity. Gene Ontology annotation, cellular component: extracellular region. Gene Ontology annotation, biological process: BMP signaling pathway; SMAD protein signal transduction. The record is from RefSeq and is a predicted model, not a curated record.